Molecule: messenger RNA, 378 nt
Organism: Rhagoletis zephyria (snowberry fruit fly)
Lineage: Eukaryota; Metazoa; Arthropoda; Insecta; Diptera; Tephritidae
Source: RefSeq, a predicted model, not a curated record
AUGCUGCUGCUGAUGCGGAAACUUUUAAAGGUGAAACUUUUGAAGCCUGAGCUGCAAGAAGAGUUUUUAGAGUUUUUAGAGUUUUUAGAGCAGCUGAUGUUGUAUCUGGAAGCGCUGGAGCUGGAGCUUUUGAAGUUGAAACUUUUGAGCCUUUCUUCGCAUCUAAAUCGGCCAACAUCGCCUCCACAAGAAGAAGAAAAAGACGGCAAAGACGAAGAUAAUACUGAAGAGGAAGCUGCGAAAGAAGAAAAUGAAGACGGCGAAGACGAAGAUAAUACUGAAGAGGAAGCUGCGAAAGAAGAAGAUGAAGAUGAGGAAGAUGAAGAGGAGAACAAGGUUUCCGCCAGCUGCUUUCCGCCUUUACUUCCGGUCUGUUGA